CCGACGGCGGACCGAUGCGGGUUUGCACGGCCGGCAGGUGAGCGUAGCGUCUGUUAUAAGGAACGAAUACCGCAGCCGCAAGCGGCGGCCACAAGUUUUGACCAAACCGUCGAAGGGCUGCCAUCUCGCACUCCCUCUGCCCCAAACCUGACACCUUACCCGAUCCAAUCGCAUCAGCACCGACCCCAUCCUUCUCGGCCUCGACGUCCUCCUACUUAUACCUGCAAACCCCCUCCGCCAUCCUUCGUCGUUGCGACUCUCCUCUGCCCUCUAUCUCGCUCGCUCUAAUCUUUCUUCUUCGAAGAUGUCUGCCUACUGCGGCCAAUACCACGAUGAGCUUAUUGCUAAUGCUACCUACAUUGGCACCCCAGGCAAGGGUAUCCUUGCUGCUGAUGAGUCCACUGGCACGAUAGGCAAGCGCCUUGCUAGUAUCAAUGUGGAGAAUGUCGAGGAAAACCGUCGUGCUCUUCGUGAGCUUCUUUUCUGCACCCCUGGUGCCCUCCAAUACCUCAGUGGUGCCAUCCUCUUUGAGGAGACCCUCUACCAGAAGACAGCCAAUGGGAAGCCUUUUGUUGAAGUCCUCAAGGAGGGUGGAGUCCUGCCAGGUAUCAAGGUAGACAAGGGCACCAUUGAACUUGCUGGUACCAAUGGUGAGACCACUACCCAGGGUCAUGAUGACCUUGGCAAGCGUUGCAAGAAAUACUAUGAAGCAGGGGCUCGCUUUGCAAAAUGGAGGGCUGUCCUCAAGAUUGGUCCAAAUGAGCCUUCACAACUGUCGAUCAAUGCAAAUGCUGAUGGGUUGGCACGCUAUGCUAUCAUCUGUCAGGAGAAUGGUCUCGUCCCAAUUGUAGAGCCAGAGAUCCUUGUUGAUGGGCCACAUGAUAUCAAGAAAUGUGCCGAUGUUACAGAGCGGGUGCUUGCUGCAUGCUACAAGGCACUAAAUGACCAUCACGUUCUUCUGGAAGGAACUCUGUUGAAGCCUAACAUGGUGACACCAGGGUCAGAAUCAGCAAAAGUGGCUCCUGAGGUGGUUGCGGAGCAUACUGUGCGUGCUCUCCAGAGGACUGUUCCUGCUGCUGUCCCUGCAAUCGUCUUCCUUUCAGGAGGACAGAGUGAAGAGGAGGCUACCCUGAACCUGAAUGCUAUGAACAAGCUGAAGGGAAAGAAGCCAUGGUCACUUUCCUUCUCGUUCGGUCGGGCUCUGCAGCAAAGUACACUCAAGGCAUGGGCUGGGAAGGAGGGGAACAUUGACAAGGCAAGGACUGCUUUCCUUGCAAGGUGCAAGGCAAACUCUGAGGCAACACUGGGGACAUACAAGGGUGACGCUGCUGGAGGUGAAGGUGUCUCAGAGAGCCUCCAUGUCAAGGACUACAAGUAUUGAUCAGGCUUGUUUAUUUUACCAAUGGCAUUUUCAUGUUAAAAGUGUCAAGAGGGUCUCCUAAGUUUAAACCAUUUCCCUAUCUAGGGAUCCUUCAUCUUUGAUGUUUUGAAUAAGUUGGGAGGCAUUUAUGCCUUCAAGUUUUGUAUGACUCUUUACUUCAAUUUGUUACUUCAAAAAGAAUUGAUGUUUAUCAGAGGGAGAUGUGCCUCUCCUACUGCUGCUCA
Molecule: messenger RNA, 1605 nt
Organism: Musa acuminata AAA Group (dessert banana)
Lineage: Eukaryota; Viridiplantae; Streptophyta; Magnoliopsida; Zingiberales; Musaceae
Product: fructose-bisphosphate aldolase 1, cytoplasmic-like
Exons: 2
Coding region: 305-1381 (358 amino acids)
Biological process (GO): glycolytic process; fructose 1,6-bisphosphate metabolic process
Cellular component (GO): cytosol
Molecular function (GO): fructose-bisphosphate aldolase activity
Source: RefSeq, a predicted model, not a curated record